Molecule: messenger RNA, 1868 nt
Organism: Sebastes umbrosus (honeycomb rockfish)
Lineage: Eukaryota; Metazoa; Chordata; Actinopteri; Perciformes; Sebastidae
Gene: fsbp
Exons: 4
Coding region: 155-1000 (281 amino acids)
Source: RefSeq, a predicted model, not a curated record
CUUUAUGUCAACAAUACAUGUAGUGAUUUCAAGUCGGUGAUACAGACUUUGCAUGGAUAUUUCCGAGUAACCCUUGAACGCAUCAGGAGGCAGUGGAAGACGUACCUAGCUGUUUGGUUACUGUAGCUCGUCCAGCUGACUUUAACCUCUAACUAUGCCUGGCAAAUGUAAGUUCCAGGACUCCUGGCUCUCGAAGGGGAUCUACAAGGAGUGGCUGGUUAAGGAAGUGCAGGACAUUCACUUCGCCAGGUGUAAAGCCUGUUGUAAAUCCAUCAAACUUCAGACCAUGGGCGAGGCUGCUCUCACCAGCCAUGCAGGAGGAGCUAGUCACAAAGCAGCAGUCCGCAAGCUAGUGGAAGGAGGCAAUGUGAUGCUGAUAAAUGCUGCUGGGCAGAUAAAUGGCAGCGUGAAGCGGACUGAGGACAGCAAGGAACAAGUGGCCAUCUGCGUCCAGCGUGAUGCCUUGGACAGAGUACCAGGGAGCGACUGGUCCAAUCUGCACCACAGCCCCACUACAAACUCUACCUCCCACAAUGCAGAGCUACAGGAUGUGACGUUUCCUGCUGCCUACUUCACAGUACCAGGCACCUCCCGGCUCAUCAACCAGCGUCUGCACCCGGCCGUCAGCGAAGCGGAGGAAGCGACCCGCCACUCGGCUCAGCACGACUCGGCGGACCUGUCGAGGCUGGAGCACCAGCAGAGGACAGACGCUCUGGAGCACCAGCAGAGGACAGACGCUCUGGAGCACCAGCAGAGGACAGACGCUCUGGAGCAGCAGCAGCAGAUGAAGAUCCUGGAGUGGGAGAACAGGAUGAAGGUGCUGGCGUGGGAGCAGGAGCUGGUGAGGGAGAAGAGGAGAGCGGCGCGGCAGAAGGAGAAGGCCUUCAGGAUGAAGAAGGCGUACUACAAAGCCAAGCUAAAGAAGAUGGGCGAGGACGUGCCGCCAUCUUCCUCCAGCAGCUGCGAUGAAGAGGAGAAAACAUCUGAUCUGACAGGAUGAACUGUUUUUAAUUAGCUCUUGUAUUCUUCUGUCUAUAUGCCAUGGGACUGUUCCUAUUUUUAUACAUUGUUUUGUAUUUUAAUGAACUCUCAGUUGCUUCAAAAUCAGCUGUUCUUACACAAAGAUGGAAAAUCACUUUUUCUGCUACAUGAGUAAGAUUUCUUUUCUUCUUUUGAGGAAGGGUGCAGUUUUGAGUAGUACUACUUGAGCAGAAGUACUGAUAUACUUCAACGCACUGACUACUCAAAAGUACAAAGGUAGCUCUUUUGAAGACUAGUAUCAGUUACAUCAUUCCAUAUGGUCGAAGUACGAGACCACCGCCUCCUCUGUCUACGUAAGCUUUCUCAAAAGAUAUUCAAAGUAAAGUAAACUAGUUGAGUACAACGCUUCACUCAAGAUGUGGUACUAAUAGACCUAUAGAAGUACACGGAAAUGCUAUGAAACAUGAAUACUUGAUGCACAUCUUGUAGAAAAGCCUCUGAAUUGUUUAAAACAACAAUCCUGUUUAGUUUUUAUCCGUCAUCUGUCACAGUGUGUCUUCAGUAUUCAAAAUGAAAUGAGAUAUUCAUAGAUGUUGAAGGUUCAUAGAGUCUGUAAAGGUCAUAUUCUAGGGAGGACGUCAUUUUAAUGAAUGUAUUGACAUCUAAUCACUGCAGAUGUAGAAAUGAAAUGACAUUCCUAAAUGGGACAAUCUUUUAUCAUGGUUUUACUUGCAUAGCUUCUUCUGCAUGUUAACAUGAGUAUGUGUGCUUAAACUUUAUAGUCUUUGCUUUGUAAAUAAAUUUGCAUUUGGACACAAAGUUUGAGUUGACUACGGCCAGGUGACAAAUCAAAGAAAGAGACUGAAUAAAUGAGUAGAGAAACACUA